AGGCGCGGGUGAAAAUUUGCACCGUUGGUCACGGCCUUGCCCCAGAAGUUGGGUGCGUGGAGAUUUGCACUUCAAGUUUGUAUAUGCGUGGCCGAGCGGGCGCUAUUUUAAUAUAAAAUGCGACGACGCCGAUUCGAACAUCGGUCGCCAGCAGCUUGUUACACAGCUUUGCGCCAGUCCGAGCAGUAGCCUCAUGGCACCGCCGAUACUGCUUCUCGCAUGGAGCCUCGUCCUUGCGUAUGCAGCCCCGCUGAGUGCCGCUGACAGCACGUGCCCGUCCAUCUGCACGUACAGCGAGUCGUCCUGGGCCGGGUUCACCACUGACGGCAAGGCCAAGCUCUGCAUGUGCCAGGCCAGCGCCUCUGGCUGCGACUGCAAGCAAAACAACCCGAAUGUCUACUGCUUCAAGUUCACAACCGACACACCCGGCAACGUGCUUGGUGUAUUGGCCUUGGAGCCGCAAGCAUCCGGGGGCUGCGAAUCGGGGCUCACCGACUGCCGCUGCAGGACGAGCACGAAAACACCGGCGCCAACGACCGUGACGCCGGCCCCCACGCCGUCGCCGACCACCGAGUCGCCCAAGCCGACGCCGUCCACGGCGAGCCCCACUACGAGUACGUCCCCAGGUACAACGUCCCCAGCCACUACACCCGUCGUGUCGACUGAUGGACCUACUCCUUCUCCCUCUGCCACUCCCACCUCUGCUCCUCCCACCUUGGCGCCUACCACUACACCCACGACGACUCCUCCAGGUUCCAGCUCGCCGUCUCCCGACUCGAACGGCUCGUCGCUUCAAACGUGGCAGAUUGGCCUCAUCAUUGGCUCUGGCGUCCUUAUCCUCGGCGUGCUCUGCACACUCUGCUGCCUCUGGCGCUCCAACCGCGAGCGCAUCGAGCGCCACGAGAACGUCGAAGAGGACGAAGAGUUUUACCGCGAAAACUACCAAACCAACAAGCGCCGGUCGUCCGAGAUGCACCAGUUCCACCCGUCGUCGAGCAACCUCGCGCGGUCCGCGACCCGCGCCGACUCGGCGCCGCUCGCCCCUGCGACGAGCAACUAUGCCGACGAGACGUACUCGGCCAUCAUCAACGGCAACGACCUCUACUCGCGCCGCGGCAGCAACGGAAGCCUCCUCCUCACCAACCUCCACAACCCGGCGUCGGUCGCCACGUCGCCCGCGCGCCCGGGCAUGGACGACACCAAUCGAUCGUCGCUCAAGCCAUUGCACCCGCUCGUCGAUGUGUAGUCCUUACUAGCCCUAUCCCGCAUGACCACAUUAACCAUCUCGACGACUCCGUAUAUAGCAUCUACCUCCUCUACCCUACUGUCUAUUGCUCGUGGAACAAGCUUAGCGUCGGAUCUGGCGUCGUUCCCCUACCCCACGGUGCCCGACCAGUACAUCGCCGUCCUGGGCACACCGACGCACCCUUGCCGACCGGGCAAGAGGGUGUUUGAAAAUGGUCAAAAUCGUCUUGUGUGUUUG
Saprolegnia diclina VS20 is the source of this 1483-nucleotide messenger RNA. RefSeq lists its product as hypothetical. The transcript is spliced from 4 exons. The coding region runs from base 194 to 1246 and encodes 350 amino acids. The record is from RefSeq and is a predicted model, not a curated record. NCBI's taxonomy places the organism in Eukaryota, Oomycota, Saprolegniomycetes, Saprolegniales, Saprolegniaceae.